Molecule: messenger RNA, 744 nt
Organism: Linum tenue
Lineage: Eukaryota; Viridiplantae; Streptophyta; Magnoliopsida; Malpighiales; Linaceae
Source: the annotation of a GenBank genome assembly
GGGGAUGGCUGCUCGAGUUCUGUUAAAUCUGUUUCUCUGAUUUUCCAGUUUUACUUCUCGAGACGGAAAAACCCGAAAAAUCUUUCUGUUCCAUUUAUCAGCUCUCUUCUGUUAGAAAUUAGAAUCAGCGCCGGGCGAGGUGUCAGAUCAGUUGUUAUCGUGGUUCCUAAAAGCUACUGGCAAGCAUGCAGGCUUCAAGGGCAAGGUUGUUCAAGGAAUACAAAGAGGUGCAAAGGGAGAAAUCGGCCGAUCCGGAUAUCCAAUUGGUUUGUGAUGAUUCCAACAUUUUCAAAUGGACUGCUCUGAUAAAGGGGCCUUCAGAGACUCCGUUUGAUGGUGGAGUCUUCCAGCUUGCCUUCGCCGUGCCGGAGCAGUAUCCCUUGCAGCCUCCUCAAGUUCGUUUCUUGACAAAAAUAUUCCACCCAAAUGUGCAUUUCAAGACUGGGGAGAUAUGUCUGGACAUAUUGAAGAAUGCGUGGAGUCCAGCAUGGACGCUUCAAUCGGUUUGUAGGGCUAUAAUUGCUCUUAUGGCUCACCCAGAGCCUGAUAGCCCUCUGAACUGUGAUUCAGGCAAGAAACCUUCUGCGCUCUGGCGAUGUAAGAGGUUAUCAGUCCAUGGCCAGAAUGUACACAAGGCUCGCAGCUUCACCAAAGAAAGGCUGAAACUACAAAAGACCGUUAUUGUAUGCUCUGUUUGUUUACUACUAUAAUUCUUGAUAUGGUUAAUCAUUUGGUUUUCUGGAC